Messenger RNA from Echinococcus granulosus, 3045 nucleotides. RefSeq names its product Sodium/potassium-transporting ATPase subunit alpha. The coding region runs from base 1 to 3045 and encodes 1014 amino acids. The transcript has 9 exons. Gene Ontology annotation, cellular component: membrane. Gene Ontology annotation, molecular function: P-type sodium:potassium-exchanging transporter activity; ATP hydrolysis activity; ATP binding. The record is from RefSeq and is a predicted model, not a curated record. Gene Ontology annotation, biological process: potassium ion import across plasma membrane; intracellular sodium ion homeostasis; sodium ion export across plasma membrane. Lineage: Eukaryota; Metazoa; Platyhelminthes; Cestoda; Cyclophyllidea; Taeniidae.
AUGGGCAAAUCACGCGGUGACAAGUACCGUGAUGCCACGGACGGCAAGAAAGAUACAAAGAAAGACCUUAAUGAGCUCAAGCAAGAGCUUGCAAUGGACGAACAUCAGAUUUCCUUGGACGAACUCUACGCUCGUCUUGGAACCAAUCCUGAUACAGGUCUAACCAGUGAACAAGCAAAAACACGUUUAGAUCGUGAUGGACCCAAUGCGCUUACCCCUCCGAAGACAACUCCGGAGUGGGUUAAGUUUUGCAAGAACAUGUUUGGUGGCUUUUCACUUCUUUUAUGGAUUGGUGCCGUCCUCUGUUUUAUCGCUCAUGGUAUUCUUGCUGGUGUGCAGGAGAAUCCUACUAAUGAUAACUUGUACCUUGGUAUCGUCUUGGCCGCUGUCGUCGUUAUUACGGGCUGUUUCUCGUACUACCAAGAGUCUAAAUCGUCGAAGAUCAUGGAAUCGUUCGCUAAGCUGGUCCCUCAAUACGCCGUUGUAAUUCGUGGAGGUCAAAGAAUCGAUGCACCUGCCGAAGCUCUGGUUGUCGGUGACAUCAUUGAUGUUAAAUUCGGUGACCGUGUUCCCGCUGACAUUCGUGUCAUAAAAGCUAGCUCUUUUAAGGUGGACAACUCAGCGCUGACAGGAGAGUCGGAACCGCAGACUCGCACGGCGGAGUACACCAAUGAGAACCCGUUAGAGACGAAGAAUCUCGCCUUCUUCUCCACUAACGCCGUGGAGGGCACAUGCCGCGGUGUGGUCGUAGCCACCGGUGAUCGAACCGUCAUGGGUCGCAUUGCUAACCUCGCCUCGGGUCUCGAGAUGGGGGCCACUCCAAUUGCGCGCGAGAUCGCCCACUUCAUCCACAUUAUCACUGGUGUGGCCGUUUUCCUCGGCGUUACUUUUUUCAUCAUCGCCUUUAUCCUUGGCUACUACUGGCUCGAUGCGGUCAUUUUCCUCAUCGGUAUCAUCGUGGCCAACGUGCCCGAGGGUCUCCUCGCCACUGUCACCGUCUGUCUCACUCUUACGGCCAAGCGCAUGGCGAGCAAGAACUGCCUGGUGAAGAACCUCGAGGCUGUUGAGACCCUCGGCUCCACUUCCACCAUCUGUUCGGAUAAGACCGGCACGCUCACCCAAAACCGCAUGACUGUCGCCCAUAUGUGGUUCGACAACAAGAUCUUCGAGGCUGACACUUCUGACGACCAGUCCACUGCUAAUUAUAGCCGGGAUUCUUCCACAUGGAUGGCUCUCUCGCGUAUCGCCAUGUUGUGUAACCGUGCGGAGUUCAAACCAGGAGAGGAAAACAAACCUGUGCUCAAACGUGAGUGUAAUGGUGACGCCUCAGAGUCAGCUCUGCUUAAGUGCGUCGAACUGUCGAUUGGUGGAGUGACCAAGUACCGUGCGGACAACCCCAAGGUGGCAGAAAUUCCCUUUAACUCAACCAAUAAGUACCAGGUGAGUGUACAUCAGACCAGCGAUGGGGAUGAGCGCUACCUCGUGGUGAUGAAAGGUGCGCCCGAGCGUAUCCUUGAUCGUUGCUCCACCAUCCUGAUGGAGGGUCAAGAACUGCAUAUGGACGACCAGUGGCGUGAGAGUUUCAACAACGCUUACCUCGAACUUGGUGGUAUUGGGGAGCGUGUUCUUGGCUUCUGCGACCUCCGUCUCCCUGCUGACAAAUUCCCUCGUGGCUUUAAGUUUGACGUAGAUGAGCAAAACUUCCCUAUUGAAGGAAUGCGCUUUGUGGGUCUUAUGUCAAUGAUUGAUCCGCCUCGUGCUGCUGUGCCUGACGCCGUCUCCAAGUGCCGCUCCGCCGGUAUUAAAGUGGUUAUGGUGACGGGCGACCACCCCAUUACCGCUAAGGCCAUUGCCAAGGGUGUGGGCAUCAUCUCCGACGGAAACAAGACUGUGGAAGACAUUGCGGCGGAGCGAGGAGUCCCCGUAAACCAAGUGAAUCCUCGUGAGGCUAGUGCCUGCGUCGUUCAUGGCUCCGAUCUGCGCGAUAUGACACCCGCUCAGAUCGAUGAGAUCCUCGAGAACCACUCCGAGAUUGUCUUCGCUCGUACUUCACCACAGCAAAAACUAAUCAUUGUCGAGGGCUUCCAGCGAAUGGGUGCCAUUGUCGCUGUCACUGGAGAUGGUGUCAACGACUCACCUGCCUUGAAGAAGGCUGACAUCGGUGUCGCCAUGGGUAUCACGGGUAGUGAUGUGAGCAAACAGGCAGCUGAUAUGAUCCUCCUUGACGAUAAUUUUGCCUCCAUCGUCACGGGUGUGGAGGAGGGGCGUAUCAUCUUCGACAACUUGAAGAAAUCCAUCGCCUAUACCCUCACCUCCAACAUUCCUGAGAUCACGCCUUUCCUAAUCUUCAUUCUGGCCGAUGUACCUCUGCCCCUGGGCACCAUCACCAUUCUGUGCAUCGAUUUAGGCACAGAUAUGGUGCCGGCCAUUUCGCUAGCCUACGAGGAGGCCGAAAGCGACAUCAUGAAGCGUAUGCCACGCGACCCCUUCCGUGACAAGUUGGUGAACGAACGUCUCAUCUCUAUGGCCUAUGGCCAGAUUGGCAUGAUUCAGGCCUCGGGCGGUUUCUUCGUUUACUUCGUCAUUAUGGCAGAAAAUGGUUUUUGGCCGAGCCGCCUACUGGGUCUGCGCAAACAGUGGGACUCCCCAGCCAUCAAUGAUGUUGCCGAUUCCUACGGCCAGGAAUGGACGUACACGCAGCGCAAGCGUCUGGAGUACACCUGUCACACGGCCUUUUUUGCCUCCAUCGUCAUUGUCCAGUGGACGGAUUUACUCAUCUGCAAGACCCGGAAGAACUCCAUCUUCCAACAGGGCAUGUGGAACCACCACCUUACCUUUGGUCUCUUCUUCGAGACUACACUGGCCAUCUUCCUCUCUUACUGUCCGGGUCUUGAGCACGGUCUGAGAAUGAUGCCUCUUCGAUGGACAUGGUGGCUGCCGGCUCUGCCCUUCAGUGUGUCAAUUUUCAUUUUCGAUGAGGUGCGAAAGAAGCUCCUUCGAACUCUCCCUCCGGGCAAUUGGGUGGAACGGGAGACGUACUACUAG